Messenger RNA from Ahaetulla prasina, 5974 nucleotides. It is a transcript of the gene SMAD5, whose product is annotated as SMAD family member 5. NCBI's taxonomy places the organism in Eukaryota, Metazoa, Chordata, Lepidosauria, Squamata, Colubridae. Gene Ontology annotation, biological process: regulation of transcription by RNA polymerase II; BMP signaling pathway; cell differentiation. Gene Ontology annotation, cellular component: heteromeric SMAD protein complex. The coding region runs from base 350 to 1747 and encodes 465 amino acids. The transcript has 8 exons. The record is from RefSeq and is a predicted model, not a curated record. Gene Ontology annotation, molecular function: RNA polymerase II cis-regulatory region sequence-specific DNA binding; DNA-binding transcription factor activity, RNA polymerase II-specific; I-SMAD binding.
GAGCCCUGGGUUCGACUGACAUGCCUUGGCUCCGCCUCUUUUUCCCUCCUCGGCAGUUCUUGUCGGUUCUCCUGGCCGGGGUUUGCAGCUUUCCUCUCCGGCCGGCAGCCGCGCGUCGGGCGUUGUGUGGCCUUUUCUCACCACCCCACAUCCAGAGAGAUGCCGAAUGGAGAUGGUAAAAAACUGUUGCCUGUCUUUGCUCAUGCGGCCUGCCGCUGUCUUCUCUCAGCUGAAAAAACAGGUCUAAGAAAAAUCACUUCUUCGGAUUAAAAAGAAUUUAACUACUGCUGCAGUAGUUGUGUCUGAGAAUCAGCAGUUUUGUUCUAAAAAUUGCUUUAAAACUUGUCAAAUGACCUCAAUGGCCAGUCUGUUCUCUUUUACUAGCCCAGCUGUAAAGCGCUUGUUGGGCUGGAAACAAGGUGAUGAAGAAGAAAAAUGGGCAGAAAAAGCAGUCGAUGCUUUGGUAAAAAAACUAAAAAAGAAAAAAGGAGCCAUGGAGGAACUGGAAAAGGCACUAAGUAGUCCUGGACAACCCAGCAAAUGUGUUACAAUUCCUCGUUCAUUAGAUGGGCGACUUCAAGUGUCACACCGCAAAGGCCUUCCCCACGUGAUUUACUGCCGUGUGUGGCGUUGGCCUGAUUUGCAGAGUCAUCAUGAGCUGAAGCCAUUGGACAUUUGCGAAUUUCCUUUUGGAUCUAAACAGAAAGAAGUUUGUAUCAAUCCAUACCAUUACAAAAGGGUGGAAAGCCCAGUUUUACCUCCAGUCUUGGUGCCAAGGCACAGUGAAUUUAACCCACAGCAUAGCCUUUUGGUUCAGUUUAGAAACUUAACUCACAAUGAACCACAUAUGCCACACAAUGCUACCUUUCCAGAUUCAUUCCAACAGCCCAACAGCACUCCGUUUCCCAUGUCUCCAAAUAGUCCAUACCCACCAUCUCCAAGCAGCAAUACCUAUCCAAAUUCUCCAGCUAGUUCUGGACCAUCUAGCCCAUUUCAACUACCAGCUGAUACACCACCACCUGCAUAUAUGCCUCCUGAAGACCAAAUGGGUCAAGAUACUUCACAGUCUAUGGAUACAAGCAAUAGUAUAAUUCCUCAGAUAAUGCCCAAUAUUUCGAGCAGAGAUGUUCAUCCUGUGGCCUAUGAAGAACCCAAACACUGGUGUUCAAUAGUGUAUUACGAACUAAACAAUCGUGUUGGGGAGGCUUUUCAUGCGUCUUCUACCAGUAUCUUAGUAGAUGGAUUUACAGAUCCUUCCAACAACAAAAACAGAUUCUGCUUAGGUUUACUCUCCAAUGUUAAUCGUAACUCAACAAUUGAGAACACUCGGCGACACAUUGGAAAAGGCGUUCAUCUAUAUUAUGUUGGUGGGGAAGUCUAUGCAGAAUGCCUGAGUGACAGCAGCAUAUUCGUACAAAGUAGGAAUUGUAAUUAUCAUCACGGAUUUCACACUACAACUGUAUGCAAGAUUCCCAGUGGCUGUAGUCUUAAAAUCUUUAACAAUCAGGAAUUUGCUCAGCUUCUAGCUCAGUCAGUCAAUCACGGAUUUGAGGCAGUAUAUGAGCUCACCAAAAUGUGCACAAUUCGAAUGAGUUUUGUAAAGGGAUGGGGAGCAGAAUACCACCGACAAGAUGUUACAAGCACCCCGUGUUGGAUAGAAAUCCAUCUUCAUGGGCCUCUUCAGUGGCUGGAUAAAGUACUUACCCAAAUGGGCUCCCCACUUAAUCCUAUUUCUUCUGUUUCAUAGUGCCAAAGUAUUUCUUCAGCAACUGCAGUUUUAGUGACCAUUUUCUAAUUUUCCAGAAGCUUCCAAUGUGGAUUUUGUAGGAAUACAUCAUAAGUUACAUUUCUUCUUCUACAAAUGACCAAUUCCAUUGUUUUAUCAUCAUUUUCCCUUUCAUUUCAUUUUAAGACUGUUCAAUUUGGACGAAAACUGAAAAAUGCAGAAACUGUUUUACCUGAGCUAUACAUAUUUGAACAACUUUUGAUUUCACUGGAAAUAUUUUAACAUGUUUUCUGAGGACACAUUCUUGAAUGACUUUACACAAUGAACACUAUCUCAUUUGCUAAAUCUAUAUAGCUCCAAUUUACCAUCAGUUUUUAAUAUUACUAUAUGGUUGUGUGGAUGAUCUAAAUCCACAAAGAGCUAGCUUUAUUGUACCUAAGAUUGCCUUUAGCUUAAAUAUGACCUCAAUAUGUACAUGUUGACAAGCACCUGUUACAGAUAGUGAUAACAGAAUGCAUUAGAGCAGGCUCUCCUUUAAUCAGUAGCAAAGUUACUUUCAUCACAGUUCAGUGUUGCCUUCAUAAUUUAGUCCUGUACUCUGAUCAAAGUCCAGGGAGAUUCAGAUGAAUGUGUGUAGGAUUGGUCUUAACAGAUGUUUUAUCCAGGGUAUGCACUGUUUGAGGUAGUCAACAAUUAUUUGAAUACAAAACACUAAAGUGCUGUGUAUCACAUUGCAAGAAUGUGCAUUGUGUUUUACAUUUUAUUUUGCAUUUUUGUAGAAAAUAGUCUGGAGGCUUCCUAAAAAUUUACAUUUGCUAAUUUUCAAUAUUUUUUUCCCCUUUAAAUAUUUUGUUUUGGGGAGAUUUAAAUUUUACCUAGUAAGUAUUGUAAAACACUUGCUUUUUGGUUGCUGGGGAAGCUCAUUCUCAUAAUAAUGAUUUAUGAGAAUAUUGUCAUUGGGUGACUGAAAGUUGAAUGAUGUAAAAUAAACCUUUUUUUAUUGGCAAGGGCUACAUUCUUUCAGGAGUAAUCUCAUGGAGGCUAUAUACACUGUUUGGUGGGUGAUAUUUAACAUCUUAACUUUCCUUAACUUUCUUCCCUACCUUUCCUUUGCAAAUGGGCUAAUAAUUCCUGCUAAAGGUGUAUAUCAAAUACAUCGAGCACAUUUUUAAAAUUAGGAUGUAUACCUUUGGUAGAGUGUUCAUGAACCUUAAACAUUCAUACAUGCAGGAUCUCUUGUAUAAUUUAACAAAAGCUGGCAAUCUUAACAUCUGUAUCGUAUUUAGAAUUGUUGUGACUAAAGCAAUGGAAAGUCAUAACAAAGUACUGAUGAAUGGUUUGUCAUGAGGAUACAGGUGUUUAUUAAAUGUUAUUUGUCUCCAGGAAUAUUUUGAUUCUUUGGACUAAAGAAACAAUAUAUUACAGAUAACCACCAUUCCAAGUCAAAGUAAUAUUUAAUUUAAAUUUAAAUGGAGAUGAAAUUUCCCUAAAUCUGUUUGUCUCAGGCUCAUCUAUUCAAUCAGUAAUUGGUUGAAACUUUGGCUUUAAAUAUAUAAUCUUUCCUUGAAAUUUCAGUUUUCAGUGGUAAAUUGUUCAAAGGCUUUCACCCCUCAAAAAAUACUUACACUGUUUUAAUUUCCUUCCUUGGACAUGGAAGGCAAUCUAUAUCAGAAGUAGAUCUUGGGUAUUUUGCCCCUUCAAUGCUAGCAAUUAAAAGGGAACUUCUUACAACAAAGUAUGAAAUUUUGUAUGGAUUCUGUCCAAGGUGUCUGAGCUCAAAAAGAGAAUCUUAGACAAUGUUACUGUGAGGAGAGCCUUCUACACUCUAUACGUGGUUCUAUCCUUCAGUCUUGAUGCUUUAGAAUCCCAUGUGUUAGAAUAAUCAAGAACAUAUGCAGAUCCAUAGUAUAUGUUGGCACAAGGCAGAUACCUUUUACCCAAUUUUGAUUGAGAGUUCUUACAUGCUUAUCUUAAUAUGAUGUUUAGUUAAGUUUGGUAAUCCUAAAAUUCUGUAUGGAGGAUAAUGUCUUAUAAAAGUAACUGUAUAAAAUGAGGGAGAAGAAUGUAGAUUGGAAAGACCCAUCCUGGGUCAAAUUAAAGGCCUCUUCUGCUUGUAUUCUUAAACAACUCAACAUUAAAAGGCAGGUUGAUCUUUCGUUUUGUUUUUACUUAAGAUAUCUAGUCACCACGAUUAGUGCCAUUUGUGGCCUUUAAAAUUUGUCUAAACUCCAACUAUUUAUAGUUGUGAAUCUCAUAAUUUAAUCUGCCUUCUUUGUUAUACUUGAUCUUUUCUGAUUCAACUUCAGUUCAUGACCUCAUAUUCUAUUAAGAAAAGGUUUGGUACAGUGAUCAGAAAUGAUAGACAAAGUGUAGCAAUAUUAACAUAUUGGCAAUUUAAUUCAUUUAAUUCAUUUUGUAAUAUGUCCAGCAUGGAGUUUGCUUUUUCAAAGUAGUUGUCCUUUUUUAUUUGACAUAUCCAUCGCAAUCCCAAGAGACUAAUUAAUCCAACUCACAUGAUGCGGUAAUUAUUUCAAGGCACUUCUUAAGUUAAAUGAGUGUGUAUUUUGAGUCCCUGAAUUGAAUACAAGUUCCUCAGUUUUUGGGAAAUUAGUAGUUAAUAUGGGAAAAUAGAAGGUAUGAAACAAGUUGGCUUGUUAGCAAUGUAAAAGGAAGUUUGGCCAUGUGUACUGUUCCCAUUUAAAUACUUGUAAUCUUGGUAGAUAAUUUUUGCAUUUCAAUAAUCCUGCUGUAUGGUGGUAUUUGGAAUACCACUUCCUUGUGUAUUCUAUGGUAAUGCCUUUGAAGACUAGUUCUAAAUUCUAGUUCUAGUUCUAAAAACUAACAGUUUUAAACUUGUGACUUCUGACCAGAGAAGGUGCAAUUUGUAAUGCAUGAUGGUAUUAUCUUAAGAAUGUAAGAAUAGAGCACUGUAAAGUUAAGGCCUAUCUUGCCCAUUAUUUUAUAGCACAGGUGUCAAAACUCGGUCAUGUCACAUGAUAUAUCGUGACGUAUUGCAUUUUUUUUGCCUUUGUGGAGUUGGUGUGGGGGUGGCCUGAACAUGACGCAUCUGGCUUGCGGGCCACCAAUUUGACACCCCUGUUCUAUAGGAACCAAUUAGAUGAUUGUAUUAGUCUGUAAACAGGAAAGAGCAAUUGCCUUUUGCUAUAAUUCUCUAUUGUCUUAUCAUUUAGAGCUGUGCUAUAGUAACAUGGUUAGUAACUGUUAAUCUUAUAUGUAAUCAUUUUGUCUGAUCCUUUUAAAAGCCAUUUAAAUUGCUGGAUAAAAGGAUGUCAAUAGAUCAUGAUAGUAUGUUCCAUGGUAACUGGGGUACCCUUCAUAUUUGGCCUUUGAUUCAGAUAUGUUGAGAGAGAAGUAGAUGACAAAGUUUCUUCAAGGAUAAAAGAAUAAAAUUGUAUACAUAUUGUGAAAAAAGAGGUUUCUGAAAACAAGUUAAAAGUUGAAAAUUCACCUUAUAAAGCUCCAUUAGAUAAGUGUUACUAGUUUCUGCUGAAGUUCUAAAAAGCAACAGCAUACACCAGAGGUUAUUUACUUUGAACAGGAGAAGUACAGAUACUAUUUUGCUGGCUCUUAUUUUAAGAAGCUGCUUUUAUUGAAUAUCCAGUUAGUUAAGGUCAGAAUUACCUGGGAGUUCUGAGCCAUUUCUUCCUAGUUAAAUGAAUGGGAACUAUAAAGAGUGCUAGAUAGAUUAUGUUAGUUACUCAGCCUUUCCCAGCCUCACAGCUUCUAACUAGAAUUUGUGGAAACCAAUACUGGUUGGGAGUUCUGUAAUUUCUAAAAAAGAAUCAGAUAGCUGAAGGUUGCAGUAUAUGUAUGAGAGACAACAACAAAGACAUCCUAAAUUUUUUGGAUUGCAAUUUAUUUUAUUGUAAAUCAGUAAUCCAGGUAGUAACACCUAAUAAUACUUCUAGUAGAGUGAUGAUAACUCAUUUGCGGUUUUUCUAAAAUGUUUAGAAUCUGGGUAAGUAACACCCCCCCCUUUUUUUUUACUGCUCAAGCCAUUUAUAUAUCAUUAGGUACCAGAAAAAACUUUUUAAUGUAUUUUGAUUUGUGGGCAGCAGAAAUUAUUAUGUGACUUUGCAUGCAAUUUCAACCAAUUAUUGCCAUCAGAAUAUAUGUAGUAUUCUUGUAGCAAAUGUAUAUUUUUGGACUGUAUUACAGCAAUAAGUUAAUAUCUGAUUUUUCCUUAUUUCUCUGCUGAGACAAAUGUAUUAAACACUAUUGCAACAG